This is a messenger RNA of Paramuricea clavata, 193 nucleotides long. The record is from the annotation of a GenBank genome assembly. Lineage: Eukaryota; Metazoa; Cnidaria; Anthozoa; Malacalcyonacea; Plexauridae.
AUGGUAGUUGGAUCUAGACUGAGAAUAAAAACACUAAAUAAUGAAAUAGAUAUUGAGAUAAACGGUAAUAUGGUCAACCAAGUUACUUCGGUAAAAUCUCUGGGUGUCCAUCUUGAUAAUCACCUUAUGUGGUCUGAGCAUACUGAUAAACUAUGUAAAAGUGAAAUUGCUUCAGCCAUAGGGGCUUUAAAAC